Daucus carota subsp. sativus is the source of this 1831-nucleotide messenger RNA. RefSeq names its product aquaporin SIP1-2. Lineage: Eukaryota; Viridiplantae; Streptophyta; Magnoliopsida; Apiales; Apiaceae. Bases 804 to 1517 code for a protein of 237 amino acids. Gene Ontology annotation, biological process: transmembrane transport. Gene Ontology annotation, molecular function: water channel activity. The record is from RefSeq and is a predicted model, not a curated record. Gene Ontology annotation, cellular component: membrane. The transcript has 3 exons.
AAUUGAUGUUCUUUCAUCUGUGCAUUGGUUUCUUGGUUUGGUUACUCAUUACAGUAAUACAUGAACCUAGCUUUACCCGAUGCUCUGACAGAAUUUAGUUUUAUCUGUGGGUGAGUUUGAAGUAUAAACUGUUUAGCAGGGACUAGGGAGUUUUGAAAAGUUAUAAACACUGUUGUAGCGGUUGAUCUUGGUGAGGGAUCUGUCCUGAUGUCAUGCGCCCGCCUUUCGGUGCAUCACGGUGGUAACUUCUUUUGGAUAUCCAAACAUGUCAUGCGGAACUGGUAUGUGUUAAUAUGAAAACGUAGUGCACCGCUAAGGUCUGAUGUAAGCAUCCUUACCCUUAUGAUGCCUGAAUAUGAAACUCAUUGGGAGGUUUAAGAUUUCUCAAUAAAACGUGUGACGAGAUCUUCUAAAAGAUGUAAGCAUAUUCUUAACAGAAUAUCAGAUUUCUUGCAUAACCUGCAUUGCAAUAGUUCUGGACUAUUUAGCUCAAAGAGAGAAAGAAAUCCUGGUCUGGUAUAUCUGAUUCUUUCAUAUUGGAAAAAGAAAAGAAAAGAACAGGAAUUUCAUAUUCUGUGAUUAAUAAGAUUCCAUAUAGAUUACACAACAAUCCAGAUUUGGAUAUAGAAUAAUUAUGAAUAAUUUCUUGUAGAAAAAUAUACAUAACAGGUGCAUUGCAUUUGCAUAAACAGUUAACUCAAGAAAACGCGCCCAGGCGAUAUAUAAACCACUGUCAUUAGUCAGUCAUUCAUCUCGCCUUCCUUCUCCAGACUCCAAAAAAGAUCUUGCUUUCUUAGAGAAUCAUGGGUGUGAUAAAAUCAGCAAUCGGUGAUGUUAUCAUAACUUUUAUGUGGGUGUUUUGCGCUUCGACUUUAGGACCAAUUACUUCCAUCAUCAAGACUAUGUUUGGAGUAGAAGGCUUAAUUUUCAACCUCUUUAUCACAGUCUGUCUUGUAUCAGUUCUGUUAUUCAUUUUCAAUUUCAUCGCUGAGGCAUUGGGUGGCGCGAGCUUUAACCCCACUCUGUUUGCAGCCUUUUCCGCUGCUGGAAUCCAUAAAGAGUCCUUGUUCUCUGUUUCUAUCCGCCUUCCUGCUCAGGCAGCUGGAGCAGCAGGCGGUGCAUUGGCAAUCAACGAGCUAAUGCCAGUGCAGUAUAAGCACAUGCUAAGAGGGCCUUCUUUGAAAGUCGACAUGCACAGUGGAGCGAUUGCAGAGGGGGUGCUGACCUUUGCAGUGACCUUUCUCGCGCUCUUUAUCAUCCUUAGGGGUCCUAAAAGCUCACUUCUGAAGAAUUGGUUGCUUGCCGCGUCAACUGUGAUGUUAGUUGUUGCAGGUUCUGGUUAUACCGGCCCUUCCAUGAAUCCUGUCAAUGCCUUUGGUUGGGCAUAUGUUAACAAUCGUCACAAUACAUGGGAGCAUCUGUAUGUUUACUGGAUUUCUCCCUUUGUCGGGACCAUUCUAUCAGCCUCGCUGUACGGUCUUAUUUUCCCACCCCCUGUCAAGCAGAAGAGAGCCUGAAGCAGCAGACAGUUUCUAGUAUUCACCUGUAUGCGGUUCUAUACUGCUUUUUCAGAUACAUUUAAGUACUUUUUCUGUCUUAAAGUUCAAUUUGAUAGAUUAUAGACAUAUGGUCUUAUGCUUAAAGUCAUUGAACUAGUCCAGCUACCAGCUACCUGCUACUUCAACUUUUCAUUAGUAUUCUUGUUAUUUAUCUGCACUGGCUAGCUGCUGCUUUUGCUCAAAUGCUGCUGAUAUGAUUUUUUUUCUGAAUUAUGUGUUAUCGGAUUGAUCUGAGACGUUUUCCCCUGAUCCUGAUCGCCAAUGCUUGUGUC